AUGAAGGCAGAGGUGGUCAGAGCACACAACAUGAAGCGCUACGUCAACCAACUGAGCGUGGCCAAGUAGCAGCGUGAGAGACGCAUCUGCCUCUUGGGAGGGCCCAACUAUUAGCAGCAGGAGGGAACCACAAAUGAGAGCCAGAGGAUCCUGACAUUUGUUAUGAUCAUGUCAGACCUUGGUUCUGUGAGCACUUCUGUGUGGACAGAGUGUGGAAAAGACAGCACUUAUCAGCUUUUGGGAGAUAGUGGAGAUGCUCGAGACUAACAAAGUCACCCAGCUGGUGGGGGAGAGCUACCAUAACUUAUUUGUGGAGAGCCAGGAGAUUCCUAUGGGAGAGGCUCUGGACAAGGAGCUAUUGUUGAUGCAGGUGGGGAACAAGGACGUGUUCAAACGCAUCCAGGGUGACGCGUACGAGACCAUGAAGGAACACCACUACCCAUCCUUCCUGGUCAGCAAACUUUAUGAGAAGCGCACCAAAUGA
This is a messenger RNA of Coregonus sp. 'balchen', 484 nucleotides long. The record is from the annotation of a GenBank genome assembly. NCBI's taxonomy places the organism in Eukaryota, Metazoa, Chordata, Actinopteri, Salmoniformes, Salmonidae.